This is a messenger RNA of Trypanosoma cruzi, 1136 nucleotides long. RefSeq lists its product as uncharacterized. The annotation marks the transcript as partial. The record is from RefSeq and is a predicted model, not a curated record. The transcript has a single exon. NCBI's taxonomy places the organism in Eukaryota, Euglenozoa, Kinetoplastea, Trypanosomatida, Trypanosomatidae.
AUGAAUAAGGACAACAUGUACCGUGGUGGUUGCAUGGUGUUGCUGCAGGCGAUUCUCACGCAGGCCUGUCGGACAAUUAUUGCCUUUUGUGUUGUCGCCGACAACAGCAUCCCUGCGAAUAGACGUCUAAUUGCCAUGGCGAGUUCUUAUGUCACAGCAUCCGAAGCGGCAUCUCUUAUUGAAGGCAUGGGCAAGCAUGUACUUUUGACGGCGGUGCAUCUCCUUUGUUGUGAAAAACAUUCUUACAGGGCCUGCCGGCAUUAUCAUGGAGAAUUUGCCGCUGCCGUUGGAGCUAUUCUGCAAGAGUCUUCCUUGCGUUCAAACAUUCUUGCCGCCUUGAGAGAAUUUAUUACGCGGAAAUGGAAGGGCGACGAGGAUUCAAUUCAUCCCUUGCUUCAGCGUGCCUUGUCAGUCAUUCCCGUCGAGUACCCGUCGACUCCCUCUGCCUCCGGGUCCUUGGCCGCUCCUCUGAUGCUUCUACUUCAGGUGUAUCCCGAGCUGGAGAGGGGUGGAACGUCGGCCGAAGUGGACUGCGGCUGCCCCCAUCCGUGGUUCCGAGAGAAUUUGCCGAUCGCGUUAUUGACUCUUUCAAUGGAACAACACGCCCAGAUGUGGCGGCGUACGUCACUUCUACGGAUGACAUUCCUGCGCUGGCAGCAACGUCAUGGCAUGUACUUGUUGCGACGUCUUGCCACCGACACCUCCUUCCCCCCUAUAGAAAUGACCGCAAAGGCCCCAAGCACGGUCCCUAGUGAACAGGCAGAAUGGCCCACGCCUCCGCGACCGCAGGAUGCAGAAUUGAAACAAGACCCAGCAUUUGGUCAUAUAAACAGUAACAAAAAGAGCGGUGACAACAGCAAUAAGUCCAUGUCCAAAAAUUCUGUGAAAAUUUUGGAUAAAGAAAUUACAUUGUCGCAAUCAGUAGCAGGAUUGACAGAGGCUCCUGAAAGCAAAGUAAAUAUGGUUGCUGCGACGAUUUCUAAUGACCCUUGUAAUGUCAAAUUAAUUAGGUCGUUACUUUCGGAGUGUGAUAAGUUGGCUUCGGCGCGGCUUAAACGCCAGGCCUUUCAGACCUGGCGCGACGUCCGCCUCGUGGAGCGUCGUGGCCUCCCAACGUAUUUCUGCCCAGCUUCCAG